CUAACCCGGACUCGGUGUAUGGCCACGGAGUUUCGGCGUGUGGACCCCAUGCCCUGCCACACCCCGCAAGUGAGAUCGCUUUCCACCCUGAGCCUGGACGUGCCGCGACCCGGAGACCGACUCCCCGAUCAUGCCGAGGGGAACAGCGCCGCCGUCGCCAAGCCCGCUGUCUUCGCCGGGUACGCCCAUUCCAGCCGGCCCGACCCGUGGGCCCCCGAGGCCUGCGGCGGCCCCGCUCUCGGCUCCGAGGGGAAAGGCGGCGGUGGCAGCGAUGACGCAGUCGCCAGAUACUUCUUCCUCGGCGACUGUGAGCUCUCGCAGCAGAUCGGGACGCAGCUCAAGCUGCUCCCCAUGAACGAUCAGAUCCGCGAGCUGCAGACCAUCAUCCGGGACAAGACAGCCAGUAGAGGGGACUUCAUGUUUUCUGCGGAUCGUUUGAUCAGACUUGUUGUGGAAGAGGGAUUAAAUCAGUUGCCAUAUAAAGAAUGCACGGUGACCACUCCAACAGGGUACAAAUAUGAAGGAGUGAAAUUUGAAAAGGGAAAUUGUGGGGUCAGCAUAAUGAGAAGUGGAAGCUACAUUGCCACUGAAGUCGUCUGCUAUGUCCCUGUGAGGCCUUGCUCUAAAUGGAGCUUCUUUGGCGAGGCAAUGGAACAAGGUUUACGAGAUUGCUGCCGAUCUAUAAGAAUUGGAAAGAUCCUGAUUCAGAGUGAUGAGGAGACCCAAAGAGCCAAAGUGUAUUAUGCCAAGUUUCCUCCAGAUAUUUACAGGAGAAAAGUCCUUCUGAUGUAUCCAAUUCUUAGCACUGGAAAUACUGUAAUUGAAGCUGUAAAGGUUCUUAUAGAACAUGGAGUUCAACCCAGUGUUAUUAUUCUUCUCAGUCUAUUCUCUACUCCUCAUGGUGCCAAGUCAAUCAUUCAAGAGUUUCCAGAGAUCACAAUUUUGACUACUGAAGUUCAUCCUGUUGCACCUACCCAUUUUGGACAGAAAUACUUUGGAACAGACUAAAUUAUUUAAGGGAAUUUAAUUAGUUUGUGUAACACCAUGCCUAUGUUUUGAAUUUUACCUGUUUUGUAAAUUCCCAUGAGGAAUGGCAGAGAAAUUUAUGUUAACUUGCAUUGUAAUUUUUAGAAGUGAAUAUAACAAAAAGAUAUAUUUCAA
This is a messenger RNA of Suncus etruscus (white-toothed pygmy shrew), 1161 nucleotides long. It is a transcript of the gene UPRT, whose product is annotated as uracil phosphoribosyltransferase homolog. The coding region runs from base 19 to 1008 and encodes 329 amino acids. Lineage: Eukaryota; Metazoa; Chordata; Mammalia; Eulipotyphla; Soricidae. The transcript is spliced from 8 exons. The record is from RefSeq and is a predicted model, not a curated record.